AGCAGACAGGUUACCCUCAUUUAUCCAAAGAAAAAAAAAAACUGCUUAUAUAAAAAAAAAAUCUAAACAUCUAUUUUUCAAAACUACACAUUUCCCUGUUUUCAGAACGUUGUGAAUACACCAUUUUCCCUCUUCAACCAAGCAAGCUCUGCUAGGGUUUAAACUCAGCGUUUUUGUUUCUUCUGUUGCUGAAGAAUGGAUCCAAAAGUGUGUGAUGAAACAGUGAAAGAAGCUUCAGUUUUCAAGCCUGAGAAGAUUCCCCAAGCAGUCGAUGAAUCGAUUGUGUGUCCCACUCCAGAGAAGAAGACUGAACUAUUACCCAACAAAUUCAAGGAUCCACUAUCCCAUCUUCCAGAAGAUUACAGGAACAUUGCUGAAUUGUUUAGUCAUAUGAGUUGUUCACUUAGAUUGCUGCAUCUGCGUAAAAAAUCUCCAACUUUUCUGAAUAUUUGCAACAAGGUUGAAGUUCUUGCUAAAAGAAACUUCUCACAUGCUGAUCUAGCACAGAUGAAGUAUAUACUCCCUGAAGGGAUAGAAAUAGAAAAGGUUGUUGUUAUUGAUAAGAAGAGCUUGUCUGUGAAGCCGGAUUUGAAGAUCACCUUGGUUUUCGAAGUUGUAAAAGAUCACUCUGAACAGUCUGCAGAUAUAGCUCUUAGACGACUUUUUAAUUCCAGGCUGAUUAAUUUCUUUAAUCUGCACCCUCAGGUUACUAAGAUUCCACAGUCCAGACUACCAGAGCCCUUUAGCCAAGAAGCUUGUAAUUUGGCUUUCAAUGAAGGGCCUGCAGAUUUUGCAGCAGAACUUUCAUCAACUUCCAAUGAAGUUGUAGAGCAGCUGAACAACUUACAUUUGACUCCAUCUUUUAAAAGACGAUUUUAUCAGAGGAAUGCUACUGAACAGACGGUCCAGACUAAGCAAGUUCAGAGCUUUUCAUCAUCUGAAAACUCUCUGUCAUCAGAUGAAUCUGACUCCCUAGACAACCAAGAAAGUGAAAGCUCAUGGCAGAGAGAAUGUACACCAUUGUCUGAUUGUGAGAGUAAUCCUAAUGCAGAAAGUGGCAAGCAGAAGGAAUCAUUGGCAAUGUCUUUUCAGGCAAAUGUUAUUAAUACACCAUCAGAACAUAAGAUAUCCUCUCCGCGUUUUGUUAGCCGCUGUAAUUCUGAAAGCCCUGAUUUAAAAAUUGUCUCUUGUGCUGAUAGUUUGUUGACACAGACACCUGCUCUGUCAGCACCUGAGAGAUUGGUGCUUGGCUCUGAUGUUAAGCCUCAGAAAAUGACUGCUCAAAAGUCUAUGUCAGGCUUUAAGCCCGCAAAAAGAGCGCUCGACUUUACACUCACAGAAGGCAAUGGUGAUUUCGAUUAUAGAGUAGACAUGUUAGAAUCUAGCAAAGCUAUGCCUGAAUCUGAGUAUUGCAAAUCUUUUGAUUCUGUUUCCCUGCCUCAAGAGAUACAAGAGAAUCUUUGUUAUUCCUUUGAGAAAAUCAACCAAAAUCAAAUUAGUUUGGAUGCAUCAGAUGACAAUCCUCCAUCAUUAGUGGAACUGGUUAAUGUGAUUGACUCUAUAUUUAGCUCUGCCAAAACAAAUGAAAUCACAAAAGAGGAGCUCCUGCAAAAGAUAAUGGUUAACUGUUCAGAUUUUGUUGAGACUACUAGAGAAGUUGAAGAACAGAUUGAGAUUUUGGAAAAGAUUGUGCCAGAUUGGAUUUGCAAGAAGUUGCUUGCUUCUGUAGAUGGAAUCACACUGUACUGCGUUAAUAAUGCGAUAGAUUUGGACUCGGUUCGAUCAAGACUUCUCAGUAAUGCAACCAAAGGAGACGAGUGAAAGAUUUUUGUUGAACGACUACAAAUGUUAAUCGUUGUAUUGCAAAUGAUUGUCGGUAAUGUUGUGCAUUGUAUGAUAAUUGUUGGUUGGAUUUUGCAGUCACUGUUUUGGUUCAACAACCCUCAUAUUGUUUGUACUAUUUUUUUCAACACCAAUUCGAUUUUCAUUCGUACUUGAGUUUUCCUUU
Messenger RNA from Lathyrus oleraceus (garden pea), 2008 nucleotides. RefSeq names its product CDT1-like protein b. Gene Ontology annotation, cellular component: nucleus. Gene Ontology annotation, biological process: regulation of DNA-templated DNA replication initiation; DNA replication preinitiation complex assembly; mitotic cell cycle. The record is from RefSeq and is a predicted model, not a curated record. The transcript is spliced from 8 exons. The coding region runs from base 196 to 1821 and encodes 541 amino acids. Gene Ontology annotation, molecular function: DNA binding; DNA polymerase binding. Lineage: Eukaryota; Viridiplantae; Streptophyta; Magnoliopsida; Fabales; Fabaceae.